This is a messenger RNA of Eupeodes corollae, 3839 nucleotides long. RefSeq names its product monocyte to macrophage differentiation factor. Lineage: Eukaryota; Metazoa; Arthropoda; Insecta; Diptera; Syrphidae. Gene Ontology annotation, cellular component: membrane. Gene Ontology annotation, molecular function: pore-forming activity. Bases 1011 to 1829 code for a protein of 272 amino acids. The record is from RefSeq and is a predicted model, not a curated record. The transcript is spliced from 5 exons.
GUUCUUUAAACAAUCUGACUUUGAGGUCAGUUCAGUCGAGUCGAAUCAGUCCGCAUUCUGCAAAUUUACCCUUAUUUCAGUGUAUUUGCUUCGCGGAGCUAGUUUAUUAUUUUGUUAAUUUAUUUAUUCUUUCGAUCAGUGUAAAUAUUUUGUUGUAAAGUUUGGUUAUUCGUCUGCUUUCCCUCGAUAAAUUUUACACUCCAACAAAACGGUUGUCUAUCUCAAAAGCAAAAGAAAAAAGUUCUAUGUCGUCUUCCAUAAUCUUUUAUAUUGAAAAAUAAAACAAAAUAAAUAAUAUUAAUAGAACACUAUCUAUCGAUUUGCUACAACGCAACGCUUUAGAAAAAUCUUGAGCUUGAGUGUUCACCUGCCUCUGGAUCCGGACAGAGUUAUAAGUAGCUAGACAGCAAACGCUAAGCGAGGCGAUUUCUGUACAAACCAAGACGAAAUAGUUUAUUACAAAAGUACCUACUUCCUAUUACAUACCUACAUACACACUUUAUUGCUUACUUAUGUAAUAUAGAUAUUAAACAUUUUUGAUUUUAAAUAAAUACACAUUUUAAGUGGAUGUCUAAGCAGAUGUCAACUGAACAUAAACAUCCACAUCAACAUCGACAUCCAACUGGCUUCCAAAGAGAGAACGUGCGUGCGUGAUUUUAAUAACUAAAAACAAAAAUUGUGUUACAGAUUUAGUUUUGUGUCGCAUAUUUAAGUUGAUUUCUAUUUGCGAUUUGCAAAUAAGCGUGAAGUGGAAUUUUAUUUUAUUUUAUCGUGUCAAUGUCGUUGAACUUGUAAUAAUCAACUUGGAGCGCACUGCCAUCAAAGGAGCAUCAUCGCAGCAUCGGUAAUAAAUUGAGAGAUAUUUUGUUUUCACUAUGACAAGAAAAAAAUCUUAGCUCAACGUAUAUUAAUUACCACCCUUAAAAUGCUGUGAAACUGAGCAUUUAUCCUUGGUUUUGGUUUUAUUUUAAAAUUUUAUACCAAAGCACAUUCAAUUAGAGUAAACAGAAAUGGACAAUUUCAUGCGACAAGUACAAAACAAAUAUUCAUUCAUCGAUAAUUUUUUGAAAAAUUUUUGGAAAUCAUGGAUAAAAUCAAAUCUUUCGAUAAAAUUAGAACUCCAAAAUAUCAAAUGGAAAAACAGCAGAGCGAAACCAGGAUGCGCUUAUGUACCUACAGAGGUGGAACAAAUUGCCAAUUGUAUAACUCAUGGAAUUUGGGUUGUACCAUCUAUAAUGGCUGCACUGAAGCUAGUUGAGAGAUCAAAGACUUCUGGACAAAUGUUAGUUGCUUGGGUUUAUGGAACAGCUCUGAGCCUUAUAUUUUUUAUAUCAACUUUCUUCCAUUGCUCUUUUUAUUGUGAUCGCAAAAGAGGACUCAAAAAUGUUUUACAUCGCUGUGAUCGUGCCAUGAUCUAUGUAUUUAUUGCUGGAUCAUACUUUCCUUGGCUUCAACUUGAGAAUCCAACACAUUCUAUUGUCUUGACAUCCUUGGAAUGGAUAAUAUGGAUAAUGGCAGCUCUGGGCAUUACUUACCAGCAGAUAUUCCAUGAGCGUUAUAAAUGUUUAGAAACUUGCUUUUACAUUUUAAUAGGUUUAGGACCUGCUAUUAUCUUAAUUUUAACAGGUCAUGAUUUUAAUGGCAUGACAGAGCUUAAACUUGGUGGAUUCUUUUAUAUAGUCGGAAUAAUCUUUUUUAAGUCUGAUGGAAUCAUACCAAUGGCACAUGCUAUAUGGCAUUUGUUUGUUGUUCUAGCAGCAGGCUUCCAUUAUUAUGCUAUUUUAAAGCAUCUGUUUCCCACCGGUAUAAGUGAAACUAAUGUGUUUUAAAACAAAAUAUUAUUAUAAAAAAAAGUAUAAAAUAAAUUUUUGUAGAUGUACAUAUUAUAUACCGAUAUAUAUUAUUACAUAAAAUAAGGCUAAACAAUAUAUUAAGACAGUGAUUUGAACCAAAUAGAUACCUAGUCAGUGAUGCCCUAAUAUAUAUUUAUAUGUUUGAUAGUAAUAGAUUUAUUUUUUUGCAAAAGGAAGUUCGAGAGUUUAAACACGAAGUUAUAGUACCUUCUGCUACAUAUUUGUUUUCUUUACAGACAAAAUUAUAAAUGUUCAACCUUAUUAUAUGAAACGUGAGGAAUUUAUAAUUUCUUAAAUUGUAAGAAAUGGUAUAGUAUUUAAUAUAUUACAACCAUUAAGUUUUUCAAAAUUCAAUUAAAUAAUUGCAUUGCCUCCCAAGUUCUUAAUUCAUUCUUUGAAAUUUAUUCUUAUCAAUGUAUCUUAUUUUAAAAUUCUUAGCUAAGCGAUUGACCAAUAUUUUUACCUUAAUAGGGUUAAGCUCGAAGAAAUGCGAUUAGUAGUUUAGUUGCAAAUUGCAAGAAAAACAAUGAUUUAGAAACAUUUAUUGAGUAGUUAUUGUAAUUGUCAACUUGCUUUUCCAUAAUAAUAAGGCCUAAGGAGGCUGCAUUGCUCAAUAACUAAAAUCUAAUAUAAGUUAUUUUUUUUUAUGGAAAGUAUAAUGUUUUAAAGAUUAUAUAUACUCAUUAAAUUCAUAAUAUUCCGACUGAGUAUUUACAUAACAACAAAGCCAAAAAAACAUGAUAAGUACCUCUAUUGUGCAUAAAAUACCAAAUUUAAUUUUAUAAAUUCAAAAUUCAUACCAACACACAAAAUAAGAAAACCUCUAUAGUUAAAAAUUAAAUGUCUGGAUAUUAAAUAAGUUUUUGAGAUUUAUAUAUCCUUUAGUCAUACUUAAAUGUAUUAAAAAAAUAUAUUAAAUAUUUUUUUUGCAAAAUUUAUAUAAAAACAUGUCUUUAAAUUAAAAUAUUUGUUUGUAUAGUACAUUUCUCAAUUAAAACUUAUUUAAAAACUUAUAUUUGUAUAAAUUAAUAAAAUAUUAAAGUGUAUCAAAUUUCGAAACGCAUGUUAGUAUUAAUUGUAAACCCUUGUUCGGUCAAGCGACCAAAAAGAUACUUUUUGGAUCAAUGCCUAUUCGCGUGCCGUACAGUUUUUAUAAUGCAUUAUUUUGGUAAUUCUUCCAAUUAUGAAAAAAGAAAAAAUUGUAAAAUCAAAUCAUAAAAUGUUUAUUGUUUUUUGUUUUAUUUGUUUUGGGCCUUUUGAUUAAAUCGUAAACGAAAUUAUUAAAGUUCUUAAAUAACUACCGAAAAAGAUAUAUUAUAUAAUCUAAUCAUUCAUUGCCAAAUAUACCCAAAAUAAAUUAUAAUACAUUUUUUGUACCAACUUUUUCUUAUUGUAAAUCAAUUGUUGACAUUAUAAUUGUUAUUACGAAAAAUAACAUUUGUCCCACUGCCAUUAAAUAAAUUUCAUUAGUUUCAUGUAUCCCUUACAUACAACAAAAUUCGAUUUCCUUUAAAACUAUACAAUGUAUUUUUUAUGAUCGGCAUCUGGAAAGGAGGUAGAGUAAAACUCCCCUAUCCCACCGAAUAAACAAAUUAAAAAAAAUACGAAAAGUAUUUUUCAUAAGCUAAAUAUUUUAAGAAUUUUUAAAAACAAAAAAGAAAUGAUUGUGGUCAGGGGUACUAAUUUGUCUUCUUCCAAUGCAAGGGCAUCACUGUCACAAAAAUAGCUCUUAAGCCUAUAUACAAAUUAAGAUAUCUUAAUGUAUAUUUUCAAAAUAUAUGAAAUAAAAAUUAUUAUAAAGACAAACCGAAUAUAAUAAAUAAAACAGAGAAAAGCUAACAAAAGUCAAGUUAGUAAUCUAGUUUUGUAUUUAAAAGUAAAAGAAAACUAAAAGAAUUAAAAAUGUAAAACAACUCUAGUACAUUUGCGGUUCUUCUACGAAAUUAAUUUGAAAUACAGUAAUAUAACCUACACAAAUAAUUUUAA